ACAUACAGUUCCAUACAUUCAGGAAUGCAGGUACCAUGCAUUCUACUCUUCCUUCUACAUUUAACUCAGGCCCGGCUCCAAGCCCCUAGCAGCUAUGCAGGGAUACAGGAGCAACCAUCCCACCAGGCACCCUCAGCAGAACCCACGGAUAAUCAGCUGACCGGUCAAACUACAGAGAUUCAGUUAGAAGAGCUGCAGGAGGAAUAUGAGAUAUUAUGGAGAAAAUAUAGAUUUACUCUGCUCCAACUUCUAGAUCAUCUACCUGUGUCAAGCCAGGAGAAAUACAACCAGGAAAUACGAACGGUGAAAAGGAACUCUAACAGAAAUAACUUUUGGACUUCGAUGUCAAGAAUGGGGAAACGGGAGCCUGGUCCUGGAAUGUGGUCUAUCACUAAUAAUCUUGAUGUUCUUGAUGAUGCAAUUAACAAGAAGAUAAACAAGAGUAAUCUCAAGAAUAUCGGAUAAACAAGAAUAAUCUCAAGAAUAUCGGAUAAACAAGAGUAAACUCAAGAAUACCGGAUAAACAAGAGUAUACUCAAGAAUAUCGGAUAAACAAGAGUAAUCUCAAGAAUAUCGGAUAAAUAAGAGUAAUCUCAAGAAUAUCGGAUAAACAAGAGUAAUCUCAAGAAUAUCCGAUAAACAAGAGUAAAAUCAAGAAUAUCGGAUAAACAAGAGUAAUCUCAAGAAUAUCGGAUAAACAAGAGUAAACUCAAGAAUAUCGGAUAAACAAGAUUAAUCUCAAGAAUAUCGGAUAAACAAGAGUAAAAUCAAGAAUAUCGGAUAAACAAGAG
Molecule: messenger RNA, 791 nt
Organism: Eurytemora carolleeae
Lineage: Eukaryota; Metazoa; Arthropoda; Copepoda; Calanoida; Temoridae
Exons: 6
Coding region: 25-465 (146 amino acids)
Source: RefSeq, a predicted model, not a curated record